Molecule: messenger RNA, 2158 nt
Organism: Pocillopora damicornis (cauliflower coral)
Lineage: Eukaryota; Metazoa; Cnidaria; Anthozoa; Scleractinia; Pocilloporidae
Product: solute carrier family 15 member 4
Biological process (GO): transmembrane transport
Cellular component (GO): membrane
Molecular function (GO): transmembrane transporter activity
Source: RefSeq, a predicted model, not a curated record
AUAACUUGGCUAAAUUUUUAAAAUACAAUCGAUGUUUUUCCAGUGGACCGUGUGUUAAGAAGUUCUUGGACCUCUGCAGAAUGUCAGCAACUGAAGAUGGAGGUGAACGUGCACCGUUAAUUUCAAAAGAUCAAUACGGCAAGAGCCAUUCAACUCGUGGAAAGACAAAUACCAAUUGCCUGGUUUCUCGGUCCGAUGGAGCUUUGAGUCGUCGGCAAAGAAUCCUAAAUGCAUUGUGCAUUCUUGUAACAGAGUCAUGUGAGCGCCUGACCUUCUAUGGAGCAUCUGCGAAUCUAGUAUUAUUUUCUAAGAAUGUCUUAAAGCUUGAGUCACCUUGGCCAUCAACAAUCACUUUUUUCUUCCAAGGGACAUGUUACGUUACACCUUUGCUUGGAGGUUGGCUGGCGGAUGCUUACUUGGGUCGUUUCAACACUAUUUACGGAUGCUGUUUGUGGUAUUUGGUUGGGGUCAUGCUUCUUGCCACGGUAUCAAUUACUGAUGAUAUGCUGACCUCAGAAUUUGAUACAUUAGCGAGACUGGUGUAUUUUACUAUUGCCCUUGUGUUGAUAGCAUUUUGCGCGGGAGGAAUCAAGGCCAACGUAGCACCCUUUGGAGCAGAUCAGGUGAAACAGGAUGGUCCAAGGACUGUUCAGACCUUCUAUAGCUGGUAUUACUGGUUUAUUAACACGGGAGGCUUAGUAGCAGUUACAGUUGUAGUGGGAAUCCAGCAAUCAAACAUUUUCUCUGGUUAUGUUAUAAAUGCUGGUUCAAUUAUCUUUGGUCUGGUUGCAUUUCUUGCCUGUCGUAAUAAGUACUUGGUCAAGCCACCGGUGGGUAGUCAACUGACUGAAAUUUCCAAAAUAACCCUCAAUGCCAUUAAAAAUCGGAAACAGAACACUGGUGGCUGGAUGGAUGGAGCAAAGAGCAGAUUUGGAGGAAAGUUUAAUCAUGCAAAGGUUGAAGAUGUCAAGGCAGUCUUGAGAGUACUUCCAGUGUUCAUCACAUUCAUCUUUUUCUUUACAAUUUACCUCCAGAUCAGCACUUCGUGCCUUAUUCAAGGUGCUUACAUGAACCUAAAAUUGCAAAACUUGACCAUGCCAGCGACGUCGUCAAUAGCUGUUACUAUUGUCUUCGUUCUUGUACUGACUCCUCUUCUAGAACACGUUGUCUAUCCUCUCAUGGAACGCACGGGCAUUAAGCUGACUCCCUUGCGGCGCAUUGGUGCCGGCUUUCUGUCAUCAGCAGCAUCUAUGGUUGUUGCUGGUCUGGUUGAAAUGAAGCGACGAGAAGUAUGGCUAGGUGGUCAUGUCUGCACACAGGAAGUUUUAGGGGAAAUUCACAACGCUUCUUGUCUCAGCAUUUUCUGGCAAACACCUCAGUUCAUGUUGAUUGGAAUUGGUGAAGUGCUUGCAACUAUUGCGGGACUUGAGUUUGCAUACUCACAGGCUCCCGAGUACCUUAAGGGAGUGAUCAUGGGUGUGUUCCUCGCAGCCACCGGUGUUGGUGGUUACCUUGCAAAUCUUCUAGUUGUUGUUGUCAACAGCGAUUGGUACCCUGAGAAGGAUCCUAACCAAGGCCACAUGGAGUACUUCUUCUUCCUGUUGUCUGGUUUGAUGAUGCUAAAUUUUCUGUUAUUCCUAUACAUUGCGUCUUCAUACAAGUACAAAGUAUCGGCUCAGCUAGGUGACGAAAGUGAGAAAGAACAGCUUGAGCAUGAACUAACUGUUAGUACUCAAUCUAUGCGAUGCUGAUCGCUUUAUGUCUGCAUGCCUCAGCUAAGCUAAGGGGCAGAGUAGUUAGUUUUGUCUGUAUUUCCGCAUUGUUCACCGAACGAACCUUUCCGAAUAAAGCGCCAACGGGAAGCGAAGCUUCCCAUGCGAGGGGUGAGAAAAAGAAUAGGUAAUAGCGCUAAAAGUCUUUCUAAAGAACUGUAAGUGGAUUUUUGUCACUUGAUGAAGAUUUCAAGAGACGCAUCUGUCUGAUAACCAAUCAACAGGACUGCUAUUGCGCGAUAAAUUCACUGGUAAUACAGUCAAAGGUAAUUCCUCAUCUCCACGUGGCCGCAGAUUCUGCAUGAUCUGCACCCCUAAAUGUAAGAAGGUUUAAAUAGAAAAGUGAUAGUGUGAAUUUAUUUCAUCUAUCGCAAAAAGUCUACGCA